GCGCUGCGCAUGCGCGCGCGGCCCUUCCGGAGCGGAGCAGGAUGGUGCUGCUGGAGAGCGAGCAGUUCUUGACGGAGCUCACCAGGCUCUUCCAAAAGUGCAGGACUUCCGGGAGCGUUUUCAUAACGCUGAAGAAAUAUGAUGGCCGAACAAAGCCAGUUCCACGCAAAGGCCAUGUAGAAAGUUUUGAACCAGCAGACAAUAAGUGUCUCCUAAGAGCAACUGAUGGAAAGAAGAAAAUUAGCACAGUGGUGAGCUCAAAGGAAGUAAAUAAAUUCCAGAUGGCAUAUUCAAAUUUGCUAAGAGCUAACAUGGAUGGCUUGAAGAAGAAAGACAAGAAAAGCAAGGCCAAGAAGAGUAAAGCAACACAGUGAUGGGAUGGUGUGUCACCAGCACUAUAAUAGACUUGACCCUUGCUCAAAGCAAAGUCCAUUUCUUUUUGAGUUACCACUUGUCUGGCUUUCCUUCCAGCAGGAUACUGGGAUGUGAUCAGUACUUUUGUUUAAACUGAGAGCAGAGGUGCUUUCUUUGGGUUGUUGUAUGGCAGGAGUAUGUACAGCAUUAUACUGAAAUAGCUUUACGCUCAGCUGGUUUGUACUUACACUGCUGGGUUUUACUCUGCAGUGUAAAAUCUGUCUGGGGGGUAGCACAGGGUAAGAGAAAUGCACCGUACCAGAAGCAAAACAAGACUGGUGCAGCAGCCUCAGUGACAGAUGCCCAGGUUUAUAGAUGAGCCUCAGUAGUUCUAGGGAAAGCAGGUGCCACCAUAUUAUCAGGAACAGCUGCUUUCCUGUUUCUUAAUCUGAGGGCCAUGUCUACAUGGCACAGUGCAGAUAUCCCCAAGGCAGCCAGCAAAGUGCUGGAGUUCCUGCAGAGCCUUCACUCCAUGCUGAUCCAGCUGUUCUGACCUGGGUUCAGGGUGGGGGGAGGGUAGAACUCUGCAUCAUGUUCCCUUCAGACAUGGCUUAAAAAUGCUCAUGUCACCUAAACUUUUUUUUUAAAAACAUCAUCCUUCAGUAUAUUCAGGGAUCUGAAUUUUCCUUCCUUCAUAUGAGCAGAUGUAAAAAGUAAAUAUGUAAUUGCUCCUAUUAAACAUAAUGAAAAAUUGAUUUGGUGUAAUGACUGAUGUGACUUGUCUUGGUGAAUUGCUAGGAAUGGCACAGUUAUCUAUGCCUUUAGGAUUGGCUGCUGCUGCUUUGGACAUUGCUGUUAGAACCUUCACAUUUCUCAGAAGUUUUUUGGUUUGUCUUGAAAAUUAACUAUACAUGUUUUAACUUUGCCUUCUUCUUUGCUACAAGAAAGGGUAGAAAAAGUAAGUUGGUAUUUAUUAAUGUAAUAAAAAAACCCCCUACAAAUAGCAAUUGUUUAGAGUUAGAGAAAGAAAAAGGUUUAAGUUAUUUAAACAAAAGGUACCAAGUAGGGAGGGAGGGUAAACACCAAUGUGUUUCCAAAAAUCCUUAACAUUUCUGCAUAUUCAUCCAGUGUUUUGAUGUGAAAUACACAGUUAACUAUGGCUGCUGUAAA
Molecule: messenger RNA, 1524 nt
Organism: Pseudopodoces humilis (Tibetan ground-tit)
Lineage: Eukaryota; Metazoa; Chordata; Aves; Passeriformes; Paridae
Gene: SRP14
Product: signal recognition particle 14
Biological process (GO): SRP-dependent cotranslational protein targeting to membrane
Cellular component (GO): signal recognition particle, endoplasmic reticulum targeting
Molecular function (GO): 7S RNA binding; endoplasmic reticulum signal sequence receptor activity
Source: RefSeq, a predicted model, not a curated record